Pygocentrus nattereri (red-bellied piranha) is the source of this 663-nucleotide messenger RNA. RefSeq names its product mitochondrial ribosomal protein L32 (gene mrpl32). Bases 75 to 599 code for a protein of 174 amino acids. Gene Ontology annotation, molecular function: structural constituent of ribosome. NCBI's taxonomy places the organism in Eukaryota, Metazoa, Chordata, Actinopteri, Characiformes, Serrasalmidae. The record is from RefSeq and is a predicted model, not a curated record. Gene Ontology annotation, cellular component: mitochondrial large ribosomal subunit. Gene Ontology annotation, biological process: translation. The transcript has 3 exons.
GCUCAGUCGCUGUAGCCGAGUGACCGUGAGGGUGUUGAGGUGUCUGUGCGAGUAAAGGCAGGAGGAACGUCGCCAUGCCGUUGUCAGGUUUUAUACGGUUUUUCAGACACUCGUUGCAGCGACUGGAGUCCAGUUUGGUACACGCCGCGGGUUUUGACAGGAGUUUGGGUCCAGCUCUGGCGGUGCAUGGUCCCAGCCUGCUUCCUCAACCUCAGCACAUCGGAGAUCACAACUCUAUGCCCAGUUUUCUGGACAGCAUUUUCUGGAUGGCAGCACCAAAGAAAAGACGCACAAUCGAGGUCAAUCGCUGCAGAAGACGGAACCCAAAUAAACUAAUCGAAGUUAAGACAAAUAUUGAGCCUUGUCCAGAGUGCGGGAACCUGAAACAGAAGCAUGCGCUGUGUGGGUUCUGCUACGAGAAGGUCCAGAAGGAGACAGCCCUAAUCCGAAAGCAGAUCCAAAAAAUGGAAGGCCGUCCUCUGAAUGCCCCGUCAGUGGAGACUGUGGUUCUGUAUGAGAAUGAAGCUCCUGGUGAUGCAGACAAGAACAAGAGGAUCGUAGAACGUAGCAGAAAACGUCCCUCCUGGUUUAACCUGUAACGUACUGAAAACUGGUACCGCAGAAAUGUGCAGCUCUUUUUGUAUAAUAAAUGUUAAAAUUAUA